Balaenoptera ricei (Rice's whale) is the source of this 1015-nucleotide messenger RNA. RefSeq names its product retinol dehydrogenase 12 (gene RDH12). NCBI's taxonomy places the organism in Eukaryota, Metazoa, Chordata, Mammalia, Artiodactyla, Balaenopteridae. Bases 1 to 951 code for a protein of 316 amino acids. The transcript is spliced from 7 exons. The record is from RefSeq and is a predicted model, not a curated record.
AUGCUGGUUUUCUUAGGACUGCUCACCUCCUUCCUUUCUUUCCUGUAUGUGACAGCUCCAUCCAUCAGGAAGUUCUUUGCUGGUGGGGUCUGUGGAACAAACAUGCAGCUUCCCGGGAAGGUGGUGGUGAUCACCGGUGCCAACACAGGCAUCGGCAAGGAGACAGCCAGAGAGCUUGCUCGCAGAGGAGCCCGAGUAUACAUUGCCUGCCGAGAUGUACUGAAGGGGGAGUCUGCUGCCAGUGAAAUCCGAGCUGAUACAAAGAACUCCCAGGUGCUGGUACGGAAACUGGACCUAUCUGAUACCAAAUCCAUCCGAGCCUUUGCUGAGGGCUUCCGGGCAGAGGAAAAGCAGCUUCAUAUUCUGAUCAACAAUGCAGGAGUGAUGAUGUGCCCAUAUUCCAAGACAGCUGAUGGCUUUGAAACCCACCUGGGAGUCAACCACCUGGGCCACUUCCUUCUCACCCACUUGCUCCUGGGGCAGCUGAAGGAGUCCGCUCCUGCACGGGUGGUGAACCUGUCAUCAGUGGUCCACCUCGCUGGCAAGAUUCGCUUCCAUGACCUCCAGGGUGAGAAGUCCUACAACCGGGGUUUUGCUUAUUGCCACAGCAAGCUGGCCAAUGUGCUCUUUACUCGUGAGCUGGCCAAGAGGCUCCAAGGCACGGGGGUCACCACCUACGCAGUGCACCCAGGCAUCGUCCGCUCCGAACUGGUCCGACACUCCUUCUUGCUGUGCCUGCUCUGGCGGCUCUUCUCUCCCAUCCUCAAGACAGCGAGGGAGGGGGCCCAGACCAGCCUGCACUGCGCCUUGGCUGAGGGCUUGGAGCCCCUGAGCGGCAAGUACUUCAGUGACUGCAAGAAGACUUGGGUGUCUCCAAGGGCCCGGAAUAACAAAACGGCUGAGCGCUUGUGGAACGUCAGCUGCGAGCUGCUGGGAAUCCGGUGGGAGUAGAGCUGGUGGAGUAGGCACAGCUGUAUCAGGCCCAGUCUACAACAUAAGGAAAGGGGACCGAGGA